Messenger RNA from Arabidopsis arenosa, 1021 nucleotides. The record is from the annotation of a GenBank genome assembly. Lineage: Eukaryota; Viridiplantae; Streptophyta; Magnoliopsida; Brassicales; Brassicaceae.
CACAAAACUCACUCUCACUCUCUCACUGUCGGCGAAGUAACUUCUUCACUUUUCCGGCUCUGAUUCUGGUCGGGAAAACAACUCCGGCGGAAAAUGCAGCUCUUUCCGGUCAUGUUGGCUACACUCUGCAUUGUCCUGCAGCUUCUAAUUGGCUCGUCCGCUUUGUCUACGACCAAUCGCCACGUGUCAAACUCUCAUUGGCUUCCCGCAGUAGCUACAUGGUACGGAAGCCCCAACGGCGACGGCAGCGACGGAGGAGCGUGUGGUUACGGUACGUUGGUGGAUGUGAAGCCGUUACACGCGAGGGUUGGAGCCGUGAAUCCUAUUCUCUUCAAAAACGGUGAAGGUUGCGGCGCUUGUUACAAGGUUCGGUGCUUGGACAAGAGCAUUUGUUCACGGAGAGCCGUCACCGUCAUAAUCACCGAUGAGUGUCCCGGCUGCUCUAAAACCAGCACUCACUUCGACCUUAGUGGCGCCGUCUUCGGCCGCUUGGCUAUUGCCGGAGAGUCUGGCCCUCUCCGUAACCGUGGGCUAAUCCCCGUCAUAUAUCGCCGGACUGCAUGCAAAUAUAGAGGGAAGAACAUAGCGUUCCAUGUGAACGAAGGAUCAACUGAUUUUUGGCUAUCUUUGCUGGUCGAGUUUGAAGACGGAGAAGGAGACAUUGGCUCCAUGCACAUUCGCCAAGCAGGAGCGAGGGAAUGGUUAGAGAUGAAGCAUGUAUGGGGAGCCAACUGGUGCAUCGUUGGAGGACCACUCAAGGGACCAUUCUCCAUAAAGCUCACCACUUUGUCUGCCGGUAAAACUCUCUCCGCCACCGACGUUGUCCCUAGAAACUGGACUCCCAAAGCAACUUACAGUUCCCGCCUCAACUUCUCCCCCGUUCUCUGAACCAACUCUUCUACAUAGUCAAAGACUAUUAUUGUUCCUAUUAUACUAUUACUCGUGUGAUCGUUUUUUGAAGAGAGAAACAGAGUGACUGCUGGCCGAAGGAUGGAAACAAUAAGAAAAAGUACAUCCGAAU